Prorocentrum cordatum is the source of this 6334-nucleotide messenger RNA. The record is from the annotation of a GenBank genome assembly. NCBI's taxonomy places the organism in Eukaryota, Dinophyceae, Prorocentrales, Prorocentraceae.
GGCUCCAGGAUGGGAGCAGCCGGGCUCUGCGUCGGCGCACAGUUGGCGUCCACCUGAUCUCCUGCCCCCCGGGGCCCCUCGGCACAGCCUGCUGAUGUCUUCCAAGGAGAAGAAGGACGACAAGAAAGAGAAAAAAGAGGACAAGGAGAAGAAAGAAAAGAAAGAGAAGAAGGAGGACAAGGAGGACAAGAAGGACAAGAAAGAGAAGAAAGAAAAGGACGAUGAUGACAAGAAGGAGAAGAAAGCGAAAAAGAGAGAUAAGGAUGAAGACGUCUUUGACCUCUACGGGGACGCCGACGGGGAUGGCGCCGCGAAUCAGUUCGCAUCCAAGCCAGACAAACCACAGGAUAAGCGUGACAAGGAUAUUAAAAAGCAGGAACAGGCCAAAAAGGAUGGCCCGGUAACUUUGUCUGCUAGCGACGCCAUCAAUGCGCUGAUGGAAAAGAAGAAGGAGGCUGCGAAAGAAGAGAAGCGAAAGGAGCAGGAGAAGGCGGCGAAGGCAGCUAAGGAGGCCAAGAAGGCGCAAGAGGCGAAGGAGGAGGCCAGCGAGGAGUUCCAGGUUAUGGAGAAGGGUGGCGCCGGGAACUUCAUGUCCAAGGUGGAGGUUCUGGAUGUCAUGAAGAAUUGCGUCGGCGGGGCCACCAGCUCGUCUGGAUCGCGUUGCCAAGUUUCUGCGUCGACCAAGAUAGGCGACAAGAUUUUCGUGGACAACUCGAAAUGCAUUUUCACAUCGCUCGGCGACCUCAAGGCCAUCAAGGGCUUCGUUUAUAUCAGGGGUGUCAAAGACUCUCCUGGUUGUGAGAUCACCCUUACUAGGCCAUCCACCGUCUACGUUUGCCUCAGCAAGACCAACGAAGACGACCCCUUCCUGCGAUCCUGGGAAGACGUGGACACUAGUGAGAUGAGCCCGCCAGAGGUUGAGGGUAUGAAAGAGGUGGUAGAGAUCAAGAGGAAGUCCUUCAAGGAUGCGGACAAGGCGGACGUGAAGGUUCCCAAGCCGCCCAAGGGCGUGGACACGGUCCUGGUGUUCAUCAUGCCCGACUUCCACGCGAAGGCAUUCACCGCGAAGCAGGAGACGGAGGAGGAGCGCCUUGCCCGGGAGCGGGACGAGGCCGCUGGCAGGAGGGCCGCCAAGGAUACGAAGACGAAGUCCGACGAGCCCACAGCCGAGGAGAAGAUAGAGGUUAUCCUGGCCAAGGUCGAGAAAGGCGAGAAGCUCAGUAACAAGGAAAAGAGAGCGCACGACAAGUACUUGCAGAGCAAGGGAGCGCAGUACAAGGACGACGAUGACGACCAGCCUGUUGGCGGCCUCAACGCGUUCUCCAUCUCUCUCGAGGGCGGCAAGAACGAGCCUCCCGAUUCUGGCGACUCGUUCGUGUGCAAGAACUUCACUAUCUCUGCGCCUGGGCAAACUCUGUUCGACAGCGCGUCCAUUACUGUCACCCAGGGCCACAGGUAUGGCAUCCUCGGGCCGAACGGCAUGGGCAAGACCACGGUCCUGCGCCACAUUGCUGCCAGGGAGAUGCCGGUCCCGCUCAAUUGGGAUGUCAUCCUCGUGGAGCAGGAGGCCAAGGCAACGGAAAGGUCUGCCGUCGAAGAGGUGCUGGCAGCGGACACCAAGACCGCUGACCUCCUCAAGAAGGAAGAUGACCUGAUCAAGAAGAUGGAGGAAUUUGAUCGUAUGAUGGCGGAGGGGAAGGCGGAGGUCUCUGUGGAGGAGCUGGAGAAGGUCAGACUGGAGCUGGAGACCGUGUCUGCCGACCUCAUGGCCAGCGGCGCCGACGCCGCAGAGGCGUCGGUCAGGAAGAUCCUCUGCGGCCUCGGAUUCACCGCCAAGCCCGCAGAUGAGGACCGCUUCUCCAUGGAGAGGCCUGUGGUGCAGUUCUCUGGUGGAUGGCGCAUGCGUAUCAGCCUGGCGAAGGCUCUCUUCCUGUGCCCUAAGCUGCUGCUCUUGGACGAGCCCACGAACCACCUGGACCUCGACGCCGUGCUCUGGCUGGACGACUACCUGUCGGAGCACUAUCCCCAUGCAGUCGUCGUGGUUUCCCACGAUGCCGACUUCCUGGACUCAAUCUGCACAGACAUCCUGCACCUUGAGAACAAGAAACUCGUCCACUACCGCGGCGACUUCACGGGCUUCAAGAAGAUGCACGAUCAGAAGAAGUUGGAACAGGAUCGCGAGUACAAGAAGCAACAGGACGAGAUCAAGCUGCUCAAGAAGAAGGGCAAAACCAAUGACCAGGCAGUCGAGGCCGUCAAGACGAAGUACGGAGUCGACAUGCUGGACGACCUCCCGUCAAAGCGAAAGGACUACGUAGUGAAUUUCAGAUUCGUCGGACACGGGACCGAUCGCCAUCUGGGCCUUAACGUGUCCGAGGUGGCGUUCAGCUAUGAUGGCAAGAAGCCGUGGCUUCUGCAGGACUGUGAGAUCGGUGUGGACUGUGGCUCGCGUAUCGCGAUGGUUGGCCCCAACGGUGCAGGCAAAUCGACGCUGCUCAACCUGAUGAUGGAGAAGUUGGAGCCCUGCGAGGGCGAGGUACGGACGGACAAGGGCAUUCGCGUGUCGCAGUACCAUCAGCAUUUCCAGGAGCUGUUGCCCCUGGACAAGACAGGGGUAGAGUACCUUCGGGACGAUUUCAACCUGGACGAGUUCAAGGCCCGGGCCACCCUGGGUCAGUUUGGGCUUCCAGGUACAACCCACUUCACGAAGAUCGGGAACUUGUCUGGAGGCCAGAAAGCACGGGUGGCCUUCUCGGCGCUUAUGCUGAGCAAGCCCCACAUCAUUAUCUUGGACGAGCCGACCAAUCACCUGGACAUUGAGUCUGUAGAGGCGCUGACAGACGCAGUGAAGCAGUUCAACGGUGGUCUUGUCAUCGUCACGCACGAUGCCCGCCUCAUCCAGGCAAUCGACAGCGAACUCUGGGUCGUCGAGGACAACACCUGCUACCGCUUCGAGAAAUUUGGGAAUGCAUAUGGCUUUGAUGGCUAUCGUGACAAGGUGCUGGACCAGUUGGAGAAGCGCCAGGAAGAGGUGGAGCUCGUAGAGAAGAGGAGACGCGAGGAGCGAGAGAAGAAGCGCCUUCAGCUCGUCGGAGAGCAGAAACUGAAGGCCGCGAAGGAGCGUAAGGAGAAGGAGGAGGCCGCCGCGGCGAAGGAGGCGGAGGCAAAGAAGCCCGCUCCUGCGAAGACGGAUGCUGUGCAGACGGCGCCCGAUGACAAGCAGCCCGCGAAAGAGGACAAGAAGCCGACGAAAGAGGAGGCCGAGGAGGACGAGGAUGACGAUGAGUCCGAGGCAGAGGCGCCGGCGAAGAAAGCGGCCAAGGCGGCAGGCGGGGGUGCCGAGCACCCAGAGUUCAAGGUCGCCGAGGUCUCGGGCAUCAAGGCGAUCAAGAAGAAGAAGGGCUUCUUCGUCGUGGAGCUGGACGUCGGUCAGGACGACAAUGUCAAGGUGGUCACGAGCCUGAAGAACGUGGUGCCUGGCUCCAAGGUCAUUGUCGCGCUUGAAGGGUCCAAGGUCCUGGGCGAGGAGGUUGAGGAGACUGAGAUCCACGGCGAGACCAGCCAGGGCGUCCUUUGUGGCCCCAAAGAGAUGGGCUGGUCCGGCGACGCCUCCGAAGUGAUCACUCUCAAGGAUAAGUGCGAACCCGGCUCUGCAGCGCCCUCAGAAGAGAAUAGCCCACUCAUCGAGAACGACGAGGACGAGGACGAUGACGAGGACGAGGAGGUGUCGGAGGAGAAAGAUGAGCCACCUCCGAAAACUGAGAGCAAGGCGAAACCGAAGGUCGAAGAAGAGAAAGUGAAGAAGGAGGCCGAGGCCGAUGCGAAGAAGCAGAAGGCCGAUGAGGAAAAGCGGAAGAAGCAGGAAGAGAGGGACGCCAAGAAGAAGGCCGCCGAGGAGGAGGAGAGGAGGAUUGAGGAGGAGGCGGAGGCCAAGAGGAGGGAAGCCGCAGCAGAGGCAGAGGCUGUCGUCGCGGAGGAGGCCGGCGAGAAUGAGGAAAAGGAAGACGACGAUGAUGAGGACGCGGACGCCGUGCACGACGAGUACAUAGUAGCGGAGGUCGUGUCCAAGCGCGAGAUCAAGAAGAAGAAGGGAUUCUUCGUCUGCGAGCUGAACUUCGGCGGGGAGGAGGGCGUCCCCGUGGUGACCAACCUCAAGGACAUCCAGGUCGGCUCGAGGGUGGUCUACGCCCCCGUCGGCUCCACGGUGCUCGGGCAGACGGUGGAGGAGGGCUACGUGCACAGCGAGAUGAGCCAGGGCGUGCUCUGCGGGCGGAAGGAGCUCGGGUGGUCCAGCGGCGACCCCACGGUCUGCGUCUCGCUGGCCGCGUCCAGCGAGAUAGGGGACGCCGCCCCCGCGAGCGCGAAGAGCCCGCUGGUGCUCGGCGGCGCCGCGCCCGCCGCCGAGGGGGCCGACAAGGAGGAGGUCGGCGAUGACGACGCGGCCGCGGGCGGCAAGGAGAAGAUGCCGAAGAAGGGCGGCGGCCAGCAAUCUGCGAAGCCGGGGCGCUCGAAGAAGGGCGACGACGAGGACUCGGAGGAUGACGGCGACAAGAAGAAGGGCGGGAAGGCCACUGCCAAGGCCAAGGCCAAGACGAAGAGGGGCAAGGCCGAUGACGACGACGAGGACGAUGCGCCGGCCCCGAAGGCCGAUGAUGAUGAGGAGGACAAGCAGGGCGGCAAGAAGAAGCCCGCGAAGAUGGUGCACAAGCCGCAGGCGGUCUCCAAGUCCGCGGCCAAGAAGUCGAAAGGAGCAGGGCCCAAGGAGGACGAGGACGACGAGCCAAGAGCAGCGGCGAAGAGCAAGAAGGGCAAGAGAAGAGGCGACGACAGUGAUGAGCCCAAUGAGGAGGAGGACGAGGACGACGACAGAGGCAAGAAGGCCCAGGGCAAGGCCAAGGCCCCUGCAGCCAAGGCCAAGGGCAAGAAGGGCAAGGCCGGCAAGACACAGCAGGAAAGUGACGACGAGCCCGAGAAAGACGAACCCGAGGACGACGACGCCGCCGUCAACGACGAUGAUGACAGCGACGAUGACGAUAGAAGAGGCGGCAGGAAGCCCCCGGCCCCCAAGGCCAAGGCCAAGGCGCCCGCGCCUAAGCCGCGCGGGAAGAAGGGCAAGGCCGGCAGGGGCGACGACGACGACGACGACGGCGAGGAGGCGAAGGCUAAGGCUCCAGCAGCCCCUCGGGCUGGCGCGGACGGGAAGCACCCGCAGUACAUAGUUGCCAAGGUGCUGUCUGCGGACACGAUGAAGAAGAAGAAGGGCUCUCUGCUCUGUGAGCUCCAGACCGGCGCCGACAACGUCACCACGAUUACACCCUAUGAGAACGUAGAGGCUGGGAUGAAGGUUACCUGCUGGCCCUGCCAAGGGGGCUCCGCGGAUUCUGGCGCCCGAGGGCUCCGAGGUGAGCGGCAAGGACCAGAAGUCAAGCGAGCGAAGGUUGCCGGCGAGUGGACCGCUGGCGUCAUCUGCGGGCCCAUGGAGAUGGGCUGGCCUGGCGACGCUUCGCAGGCGAUAGUGCUGGGCGACUCCUCCAAGGUGGGCGACCCAGCUCCGGCGGCGCCCGGGGGAGGCGCCGCAGGCGAGGAGGGCGGCGACGAGUCGGAGGACGACGCGCCGCAGAGGCCUUCGCCCAAGAAGGCCGGGGCCAAGAAGAAGGCCAGUGCCUUCGCUGCCCUCGACUCUGGCGACUCCGACGGGGAGUCUGCCAGCGACGGGUCGGACGACGACAGAGGAAAGAAGAGCAAGGACAAGAAGGGCAAGAAGUAGGCGCCGAGCGAUCUGCGAGGCGGAGCUGCCGCGUGCGGAGCUCGCGUGAGCCUUGCCGGUGCCGCACACUGAGGAUCGGAGUUUGGCGUGCCUCUGCGCCGUCUGCACCGAGAUCGGAGCUCGGCAGCGGAGCUUGCACCCGUGCGUCGGAGGGCACCCACUUCACAGAUCGGUGCGCGUGCCUCCCUGCCCAAGCCAGGAGGGCCUUUGCGCCGCUCCUGGGCCCAUGGUGGGCCUGGCCAGGAUCGGUGUGGGUGCACAGCUGGCGUCCUCCUCGCCGUGGCCGCCGGCUCUUUUCAAACGUUGGCGCCACUGCGCGGCCCGCGCUCCUCCUCGCAGGCAGGCCCUUCACCCUCUGCCUCCUGGGCGCCACCAUCCCCGCCUUGCAGUAAAUAGCUGAUUUUGGUUGUAGGGGGUCGUGCGCGCCCGUGCCGGCUCAACCCGCUGCCUGUGAGUCUCCCUCCUCCCCAGUGGCGACCAAUCGACGUGCGGAGGGGCGAGAGCAGACGAGGCAUUGGGCGAAGUCUUCCUCCUCCGUAUUACUUAUUACUCGAGGUGGCCCCCCCC